Molecule: messenger RNA, 5429 nt
Organism: Nerophis lumbriciformis (worm pipefish)
Lineage: Eukaryota; Metazoa; Chordata; Actinopteri; Syngnathiformes; Syngnathidae
Gene: tlcd4a
Product: TLC domain containing 4a
Biological process (GO): lipid homeostasis
Cellular component (GO): membrane; endoplasmic reticulum
Source: RefSeq, a predicted model, not a curated record
AUAAAGUGUAAUUCCAGGUUGUUACACUAUGAUUUACCAAUCAAAUGUGUGCUUAUUCUAGUGUCAUUUAUUAGGAAUCUUAAUUUAUAAAUAUUAAUCAUGAAAUGCUGUUAGUAUAUUAAAUAAAUACUAAUAAAAAUAUAUUUGUUUACAAACAGGAAGUUGCAGGAAUGUACACAUGAUCCUCUGCUUACAUCUCAUUGUGCAACAUGUGAAUGUUUUAAUGGGAACUAAAUGCAAUGUCUGAAAGGGGUACAAAUUAUUUCCAAAGGAGGACCUCCACCCAGACAAACAAUACAAGUACACAGUUCAUGAAAAACAAUAUUUAUUGUUAUUGUCAUUGUAAGUGGGCAUAAACACUUAUAUUAGAAAAUAACCUCAUGGAAAUGACUGCUGUCAUUUGAUUAUAAUAAUAAGAGAAUGUUGUCUGUCUAUCUCCCCACCAUCUACCAUCCUAGUCAUGUCCGUUGUGUCCUUGGGCAAGACACUUCACCCUUGCUUCUGAUGGGUGCUGGUUAGCGCCUUGCAUGGCAGCUCCCGCCAUCAGGGUGUGAAUGUGUGUGUGAAUGGGUGAAUGUGGAAAUACUGUCAAAGCACUUUGAGUACCUUGAAGGUAGAAAAGCGCUAUACAAGUAUAACCCAUUUAUCAUUUAUUUAUUAUCUGUGUUGGCCAUGCAAUGAGGCGGGGACUUGUCCAGGGUGUACCCUGCUUUUCGCCCGAAUGCAGCUGAGAUAGGCUCCAGCACCCCCCGCCACCCCGAAAGGGACAAGCGGUAGAAAAUGGAUGGAUGGAGAUUUAACUUGUUAUUUAGUCAGGUUUGGGACAGGUGUGCUCACAUGGGCUCCACUGAAUGCUCAGGGAGUUUUUGCGUUUGCUCACACACAUGAAAAAUUAGAGGGAACAUUGCUCUCCAAGUACCGUGAUAAUGACCAACAAUAACAUACAGUAGUGUAGUAGCCCUUAAGUAUUCAUUAACAACAAGGCAGAGGUUUUUAAUUUAACAAGUAUAUUUAAUAUGUGCAGCACGGUGUGGUAGAGUGGUUAGUGCGUCUGCUUCACAAUACGAAGGUCCUGGGUUCGAUCCUGUGCUCGGGAUCUUUCUGUGUGGAGUUUGUAUGUUCUCCCCGUGACUGCGUGGAUUCCCUCUGGGUACUCCGGCUUCCUCCCACCUCCAAAGACAUGCACCUGGGGAUAGGUUGAUUGGCAACACAAAAUUGGCCCUAGUGUGUGAAUGUUGUCUGUCUGUGUUGGCCCUGUGAUGAGGUGGCAACUUGUCCAGGGUGUACACUGCCUUCCGCCCGAAUGCAGCUGAGAUAGGCUCCAGCGACCCCGAAAGGGACAAGCGGUAGAAAAUGGAUGGAUGGAUGGAUGUUUGGCCACUUUAACUUUACAUCAUCAACAAUGAUACUUCAUAUACAGUUCAUAUUUACAGGCUUCUUUGGCGUACCACUAGAUAGAGCUUGCGUGCAGUUUGAGAAUCACUGAUUUCAAGGGUCUUUGACUAGUGUUUUACAGUAGAUCAUGCCUAAAAUGACCCAAACUAUAUAGAGGAUCUUUGACAAGCAUAUUUUUGAAUUUGGUGUCAUAAGUAGGAUCUUUGAUUAUCUUUUUUUUUUUUUUUUUUUUUGCAGUAGGUACAAAGGAACUCCUGUAAUAUAGAGGAUCCUUGCUAGUAAAGAGAAUAAAAAUGAGACAUAUAUGAAUGAAACUAGAUAGAGUUGUGUUUGUAUGACCUUAAGUGCUUCCUAUUGAGAGCAGUGGGCCAUGUUUUUGUUAGAAGUUAAAAAGGGGUUUCUAUAAAUAGUGAGGUUCCUGGAUCCAUGUUGCUUUAAGAACGCUGUUGUAACUUGAGCUCCAUGAAGCAUAGGCCAAGAGGCGGGGCCUAAACAGCAACAGACCAAUCACAGUCACGCCCCGUGAAGAAAAAAAAUCGUUCCUGUAACCUCUGCAAAUAUGUAUGUUAGCAGUCUGCAAGGUUUGUGGAUAGACACAACCGGGCUGCAACAGGCGGGGAUCUCCAGGCCCGCCGCCUUUUAGCUAGUGUGUGUUGUUGUUGUUGUUGUUUACCUAGCAUGGACCGACAUGAUGGCCGUGGUUGUGUCACGGAGCAUGCACCUCUGCAGCCAGCCGUGGGAGCCUUAAGAAGAAGCUGAGGGAGCCCCCAAAAAUAAGGCAGGGCGUCUUCAUGAAAGUCGUAAGUGGGCUCGGGCGGCCAUGGACCCAUUCAGCCAGCUCAUCCUCACCAUCUCGGUGACCAGCUUCUUCACCUUUCAGUGGCUCUUCCACAAAGUCAGCCCCUGGGUGUCGGUGCGUGUCAGCCUGGGCUUCCUGGGUCUCAGUGACAAGCAGAAGGUGGAAUGGAAUUCGAGGACGGUGUCAACUCUUCACGCAUUGGUGGUUGGAAUCUUCUGUCUCUACAUUUUGUUCUUCGACGAUGCCGUCAAUGAAGAUCCAGUCUGGGGAGAUCCAACAUUAGUAAAGACUAAUGUUGCCAUCACAACAGGCUACCUCAUAUCUGACCUGCUGCUAAUAUUUUACUAUUGGAGGGCAAUAGGAGACAAGUUUUUUGUAGUACACCAUCUGGCAGCGUUGUAUGCUUACUACUAUGUACUGGGCCAUGGCAUGUUGCCUUACUUUGCUAACUUCCGUCUACUCGCCGAGUUUUCUACUCCAUGUGUGAAUCAGCGCUGGUUCUUCGAGGUUCUAGGCUACCCCAAGACCUCGCGGCCCAACAUGGCGAACGGCGUGGCCAUGGCGGUCGUGUUCUUCGCUGUGCGUGUGGCCGUCAUGCCCGUCUACUACGCACGCAUGUAUGCCGUGUACGGCACCGAGGCCUUCUACUUGGUGCCGUACGGCGGGCGCAUGACGUGGAUCUGCUCCAGCAUCUGCUUGGACGUCAUGAACAUCAUGUGGAUGCACAAGAUCGGCCGCGGAUGCUACAAGGUGCUGCAGUCGGCGCGCAGGAGCAAAGCGACUCAGGAGAACGGGAAGUCCAACUAACGCGGGGGAGGACCCUAACUUGUCCAAGGGGCACCGAUACAGGAGAGAAUGUACUUUUGAAAGUGGGCACAGUAGCUGAAAUAUGAUGGACCAUCUGACGGACCAUCGUUAAGUGUGUGUCCAUGGCCUAUUUCUUUUUUAAUAAGCGACUGCUUGGAUGGACAAUUUGAGCCAAAACCGAAACAUUUAAUGGUUUAUUUCCACACAUACACUGGUCAAACUGACUGCUGGCUGAUGAAAAAGAAGAGGAGUACCUCACCGAUGGUCAGUGCCAUUAAAUCCUUGGAGAGAAGGUCAGCCAUAUUUUUUUACAUGACUACAGGGCCAAGAAGAAGAAAAAUGCUAAGAUAACUUACAUUUCACAACUUCAUUGGAGUAUUUAUACAUGAUGGCUGAUGGGGUUUUUUGGAGGAGAAAGCAGUACCUUUAAAAAUGCUGAAAGGGGAAACUGAAUGUCAAUGCUUGGUCUUACUAUGAGGAAUUUGAUGACAACAAACACGCACAGGUUCACCAGUGAAUUUAUUCAAGCAUCAGAGCAGGGGUGUCCAAUAAAAUAGUUUGUGUAUUAAUAAGCUAAAACCAACCAAGUGUCAUUGAAGAUAUGCCAAGAUUCUAAAACCUUUAAACCUAGGUAGAUACAUUUGAAUUCAAUUUGAACACAUUGUUAGUUCAUGCAUUCAUUUUAAAACUAAUUGGGGCUAUAGAUUUCAUGUAGAUAUUUGUGAUUGAAUUUUAUUGGUGGGCGCCAGUGUACAGUGGUAUUUUGUCACUCAUGACACUUGUAUUUGAAAUCUCCCACUGAAAUAAAUCAAAUUUAUCUGUGCUUGGCUCCCCAAAUCAGCACUAUUUUAACAUGUAACAUGCCUUUUAAAAAUACAACAUUUUUAGGCUAGAAAUAUGGUAACAAAACAGUAUAAUAAAAUGCAGUUUAAACAACUGCAGUAGUUUUAGGAAUUACUCUAAUAAUGUACAGCAUUUUACAUUAGCGAGUGCACGAGGGUAUCUUUGAGCUGCUUGUCCGUCAAACACACUAUCAGCAGCUUUUCCUUAUUUUCAUGGACAAAUGUUUUCCGUUUAGAUAUUAUUUUAACAUUCUUGGCUGCCGUUAAAAUCAUUCUGCAUAAAUGUGGUGCAGAGUAGCGGUGCUACACUUGAAGUCGGCGACACGCUCGGUCAUGUUUCUGAUUAUUUCUUUAAUCCUCUGAAUCUGAUCCACUACUACUCAGCGCUGUCCUUUGCACUCAUUUUCUUCCUUCCCAUAGUUGAAAAAAUAAAAGUAAGUCAAUCCCUAGCUAUAAGCUAAUGCUAGCAAGUAAGACCGGAUGUUGGGAUCUUACAGGGUUCACUGUGACAUUUGCUACUCCAACUUAAAACUAUCUGGUGCAACUGGAGUCUAUGUGCAGUUCAGUAUAUUUAAAUAAAAACAGCCUCCGUGUCAUCUUUUUCUCAUUGUAUACUACUUUUUAUAAUUCUGUAGGCCGAUAAAAAAAUAAGUAUGUUUGGACACCCCUGAUUAUGACAGGAAAAAACCCUAACAUUUACUUAAAAGCACUUCCCUCCUGUACUGAGCUGCAUUGUUUAUUUCUAAAUUAUGAUAUGGGAAAAUUAUACAGUAUUUAGUCACAAGGACGCACACAGUGAUAUUUAUUUUUUUAUUCAUUUGUGUUGCCUUUUCUGAAACAUUUUUAAUUGCACAUUUUCUUUCCCAGAUGACUGUCAGCUUAUUUUCGGCCUUUCUCCGUUUUGUUUUCUUUACCAAAAACAAGUACCGUAUUUUUCGGAGUAUAAGUCGCACCGGAGUAUAAGUCGCACCUGCCGAAAAUGCAUAAUAAAGAAGGAAAAAAACAUAUAUAAAUCGCACUGGAGCCCGGCCAAACUAUGAAAAAAACUGCGACUUAUAGUCCGAAAAAUACGGUAGUCUUUGUUACUUUUAACCUGUGGUAAUUUUUGCUCGGCAGCAAGUUGCAUCCACAGCGUCGUGUCUAUUAUGUGUGACGGGGGCUCACCUGAAGAGCAUCAAAAGUUACCAGUUGGUGAGUAGUAUUAUUGGAUCUACAAGGGGAAAUAUACUACCGGUAGUCCUUCUGCAUGUACGCAUGAAGAUACAAAGCAUUCUACAUUCUCAUCGCCAUAGCACAUGUACACAAUGUUUACCUGUAAAGUGUCAUAUCCAGCACAGAAAUACUUGAAAGAAUCAGCACAGUUUAUGAGAACAAUCUGGGCAGUUGCAAAUACCAAACCCUCUUUCUGGAAUUGUAUUAUGUGUUUUUAAAUAAUUAUGCUGCCCUCGGUUGGUAUAUUGUGUCGAGAAGAGAAGUGGGAGCGGUUAUGUGACAUUCUGUGAAUGUGUAAGAGCAAAUAUUGACCAUUACAUUUUUGUUUGUUCCUUAAUAAUAAAUGCCAAAUAAACUGAUGUGAUGCCUUUUCA